CCACCAUCGAUAUCUCGCUUUAUUCAUUUCUGUCGCAUCUGCACUGUCCAUUUCCCAUACCCCUCCCAUAUAGCAGACCAGAGGACCACGCGAGCAAGAAUGGCAGACGCACCCCCCUUUUUCAUCUACAAGCUCGUCCCCUCCACGGCGCCGGUGCGCGAACCCCUUCCGGACCGGCUCCCCAUCAGCGAGCUCGACAACCAAUCCGGCUUCAUCCACCUCUCCACCGCCUUCCAGGUCCCCAACACCCUCAAGCUCUUCUUCAAGGAUGAGCCUUUAGUGUAUGUGCUGCGCAUUCGCUACGAUAAGGUCGAAAACGAUAUCAAGUGGGAGAAUCCCGAGGGGACGGUGUGCGGGCCCCGACCAACGGAGGGGCUGUUUCCUCAUCUGUAUAACGGGCUCAAACUGGGCAAGGAUGAGGUCGAGAGUAUAUCGAUCUGGACGAAUGAAGAUGGCUGGGAUAAGGCGCUGACGCAGGCGAAGCCUUGGUUGCUGUAUUGACAUCUCGGUUGAUAAUUUUAUGGGAAUGGGCAAUGGGCGGAUGGGCACGAUUGAAGGCGGCGGAAUGUAGGGACCAGGGGUCUUUGAUGUAAGCAUUGUGUAGUAGGGAAGUGUGUAGGAGAGAGGGGGGGAAGGAUUUGGCGGUACUCUAUGAAAGGUCUUGUUAAUGCAUAAUUCGUUGCGC
Aspergillus uvarum CBS 121591 is the source of this 685-nucleotide messenger RNA. Its product is annotated as DUF952 domain-containing protein. Lineage: Eukaryota; Fungi; Ascomycota; Eurotiomycetes; Eurotiales; Aspergillaceae. Bases 100 to 501 code for a protein of 133 amino acids. The transcript is spliced from 2 exons. The record is from RefSeq and is a predicted model, not a curated record.